AUGACUACUGACACAUCAAAAUACUCUUUCAAUCACACAAUGCUUCGUGUGAAGGAUCCUCAAGCAUCCGUCAAAUUCUACACCGAGAUCUUGGGCAUGAAGUACAUUACAAAGCAUGACCUACCAGAUGCAAAGGCAACUCUCUACUUUUUAGCUUUCGUGAAUGCCGUUCCUGAAACUCAAAAAGAGAAACUUAGAUUAGCAUUCUCUCAUAGUGGUGUCAUUGAGCUACUUCACAAUUGGGGUACCGAAAAUCAACCUGGUUUUGCUUACAACAAUGGUAAUAAAGAUGAUGUUGGUAGAGGGUUUGGCCAUACUUCUGUGCUUGUGGAUGAUCUCAAAGAGGCAUGCAAACGUCUUGAAUCUUUGGGUGUCAAAUUUCACAAAAAGCCAACUGAGGGUGGUAUUCACACUGUAGCUUUCGUUGCUGACCCGGAUGAUUACUGGGUCGAGAUCAUUGGCAAUCCCUUGUACACUGGUGAAAACCCUCUUUAA
This is a messenger RNA of Mucor velutinosus, 495 nucleotides long. Its product is annotated as Vacuolar protein-sorting-associated protein 33. Gene Ontology annotation, molecular function: metal ion binding; lactoylglutathione lyase activity. The record is from RefSeq and is a predicted model, not a curated record. The transcript is spliced from 4 exons. Bases 1 to 495 code for a protein of 164 amino acids. Lineage: Eukaryota; Fungi; Mucoromycota; Mucoromycetes; Mucorales; Mucoraceae.